UUUUCUGUUCUUAUGACGUUUUUAGGCAUCAUAUUUGUAUAAUAUUUGACAUUUGUCACUUCUCUGUUGUUUCAUAAUCGGCCUGUCACACAAAAUUGUUUCCGAAACCCGUGACUUAACAGUGGAAUGUGCGGGGCCGCCUUGAAACGGGGGCGGGAUUUUAUUUAUAUUUUCAUUUCAGCCUCCAUGUUGCCCGAGCUGCGACCAUUUUGAAAAAUCUCUGUUUUUCUGGUCGCUAUUUGUGGGCAACACGGCGAAGAUCGGGACAAAACGUCGCGGGACAAGUAUCCAGAUGGACAGUACGUCCAUCAUCACACAGGUUAGCCGGGAUGAGGAGAAUUUAAACCCGUUCCCGACCCCGGAAAAAGUUGGAACGGGAAGAAGGGACCAGUUUCUCAGCCAUCACGCAGCCGCUCCCGUGACAACAGUUGCUAAGAAACGCCACCGCAGCAUCUUCGGGUCCCUCCUGUGCUGUUUCCGGGCCAACAGUAGCCACACCCCUGCCACUCCCGGCCAACCUGAGGAAAAUGGCAGCGCGAAGGUCCCACAGAAGUAUUUGCUGCCGCCGGUGCGUCACCAGGAUAUGCACAAGAAAUGCAUCGUCAUCGACCUGGAUGAAACCCUGGUGCAUAGCUCCUUCAAGCCUGUCACCAAUGCAGAUUUUAUAGUUCCUGUUGAAAUUGAUGGAACAGUACAUCAGGUUUAUGUACUGAAGAGGCCGUAUGUGGAUGAGUUUCUCCAGAAGAUGGGAGAAAUGUUUGAGUGUGUGCUGUUCACAGCCAGUCUGGCAAAGUAUGCAGACCCUGUAGCAGACCUGCUGGACAAGUGGGGCGUGUUCAGGGCACGUCUGUUCAGGGACUCCUGUGUUUUCCACAGGGGGAACUAUGUAAAGGACCUCAGUCGGUUAGGCAGGGACUUGUGCAAGGUUAUAAUUGUAGAUAACUCUCCUGCUUCGUACAUAUUUCACCCUGACAAUGCGGUGCCCGUAGCAUCGUGGUUUGAUGACAUGUCAGACACUGAGCUCCUGGACCUCAUCCCCUUCCUGGAGGGCUUGGCCAAAGUGGACGACGUUUACUCCGUAUUAAGGCCCCAAAACCACCACGUCUCUUAGAUAGCACCGCAACCGGGGGAAGGGCAGGGAGGGGGGUUUGUAGAUACAGGUUUUCUUACAACGUACUGCAUGGUGUACUCUCCAGGAUAUGGUGUAUACCGUAUACAGGGUGGUAUAUCGGCGCCCAGGAAGAUAGUCUAGGCUCUGGUAGCCAAUGAGAUUGUCAUAUCCAAUUAAUUAUACGGAAAUUAGGAAACCGACUUUAAAAUGUUUUUCCAUGUGGAAGUCUUGUGAGCUCUUCAGAAUUUUUUUGUUUCAGUUCAAUUUUUCGCUACUAAAGGUAGCUUGAUAGGGAGAGAAGUUAGAGACAGGCAUGAGGAGGUUUUGCCAGAAUGCUGGCUGGUAGAUUUGUGGAUCCAGAAAUGAGAGAAAUAAGCAUGGAAAGAAAUGGUCACGAGUGGCUUUGAAUCUCUGGAUGGUCAUGAAUUUCGUUUUAGAAAAGUAUGUUUUUCUCCUUUUUUUUUGUUGCACUCACAGCUAUAAACAUUACAAUACAAUACCAUGAACUUAAAUUCAAAACUCAAUGUCAAAUGAAGUCCUUUUGUGGACUUCUGAGGUCUGUAAGCAUGCCAUUUGAGACAUCUUUCACACAGUUACAGAGCCUAAAUUUGUUAAUUUAGGCCCUCCAUACAUAUGUGAACUCACAACAUCAUUUUGAAGGCAUGGUCCUGAUAUGGCAUUGGGAAAUGUUACUUGCCAAAGAAAGAAGAAGAAGAAAGAAGAAUUGUGUGAGGGAAUUGUGGUAAUGCUGUGGCAUUACAGACCUAUGUGUGUGAUGUGUUCUGGUUUUCCUUCACUCAAAGGAAGCAUGCUAGUUACACCUCUACAAGUAAACUAAAAAGGUUAGAUUGAAAAGCCUACUAAACUAUGCUAAGUAUAUCACAAACUUUUUCAUGCAUUUUAUAGCAUAGUUUAGUAGGCUUUUCCACCUAUCAUUUUAGUUCCUUUUAAGUUGAAUCCACAAUAUUUUUUCACAGUAUUCUUUGGCAAUUUUCAAACUGGUCCAGACCUAGAUUUUUAACUUUUGAAGAUGAUUUUUUUUUACAAACUAACACAUGGAAAGCAAGAUGAAGUCAAGCCUCACAAGAACAAAGCUAACUAAUAAAGUACAUGUACAGAAAUAUUCUGCCUAUGCAACACUACAGACACCUCACUGUGGAAGACAAUAUCCUAACCGGUAUGAACAAGUACUGUGUUAAUAGUGAUUUAAAGGGGACAUUGUUAAGUUUUCCAGAGAGUACACCAUGUAACGGGAGGAGGGGGUGGUGAUUUAGUCAGAUGAACUUGAACUACCAGAUAUUUUACACUCCCUGUGCCUGCAUAUUUUGAAGAAGUUUUGCUGUACAUCCGGAAAUUGCAAUAAGUCAGUUCAUGGUAACAACUGUGCAUGCACAAGGAGAUGCAUUGUGGGUAGUACAUCUUUGGCAUAUUACCCACAAUGCACCAUGUUGUGCAUGUGCAGUCCAAACUGUGAACCAGCUUAUUUGAAUACUGUUUCUAUAUCGGAAGGGAGGGGGUGGAUGUAUCUGGUAGUUAAUGUCUAUCAUUGGGGGUAGGAACCCUUGUAAUUACUAGAAAUGUAAUCACUAUUUUUGCUACAACAAAGGGAAAGACUUUGCUAAUUUUUUGACAGACCUGUGGAGAACAGAAGCUUUUGCACCAUGUGUAGGUACAUGUAUGUAGUACACAGAGAAAUCCUAUGUGCAAGCUGGCCAAAUAAAACCAUUUUCCACAGGGUGAGUUAGUGGACAGAUCUUGUAAGUUGUGCCCAGAAAGCUACGUUGAGGUUGAGCAUAUGACUUGAAACACAUGCAUCCAGCAGUCAAACUGUAUGCAACAUUUUUUGCACAAAAUUUUGGUUUUGGUAGUUUUCACCCCAUUUCACUUCAUGGACGUAUCUCAGUGCCAUCAACAACUCCUAACACAUGUCCAAACUGAAGUGUGGUAAAAAUACUACUUGCACAACAUGCGCAUUCCAUCAUUUUUAUUGUUGUGCAAGCAAAAUAUGUGUUGAAUACUUUCUCUUUAACAUUAGGUUUUAUACAAGAUACAACACAAGCCGGUACUACCAAAAAUGAAGUGUAUGCUAAAGUAUGGGUAAGAAAUUGGUUUGUGAAAUAGUGUAAUAAUCUAGAUUGGUCAAUCUGUCCACUUCUUGCCCUUAUGGAAUGUGGUAUAAAACCAAGUAGUCAUCACAAUAACCUGGUUCGUGGUUUAAAAUGUGCAUGUGCACAGUCAAAGGUAAAUCCCCCUAUCUUUUAAACAGUUCUUGUGUAGACCAUGCUAGAUACAUCGUUCAGAUGUGUUUUGUUUAUGUCGCAGGGGCCUUCAGCUUUGCAUGUGCAUGUGCUGUUUAAACCUUGAACCGGCUUGUAGGAGCUUCAGUGAAGUUGACCCCAGUUCACCACUGUUGACCAAGUCUUAUGGCAAUACAUGUGUACAGAAACAUUUUAUACAUGCCAGUAGUAAGAGGAAACCUUGCCAAAUGAUGUACAGAAACUUUUAAACACCAGCGCUGAUACUUGGGACCCUGGAAGCUACUUACUGCAGUUUUUUAAAACUCUCACUUCUAGUUCCCUUCUUAAAGGAUUUAGAACACAGGCAGUGAUUGGCUGACUGCCCAUUUGGCAGAGCCAAUCAGAAUCACUCUGACAAAAAAUGUAUCCUGAUUGGUCAAAGGUAACCUUGUAAGUAGAAACUGACCAAUAAGGAAAAUGUAAUCUGAUUGGUCAAAGGUAACCUUGUAAGUAGCAGCUGACCAAUCAGGACCUUUGAUCAAACAAGUGGUAGUUUUCUCUGGUCCUGAGAGGAACAAAGUGGCUGACAGUGGUUAACAGGUAACUUUUUCUGCAAGAUCACACAACAAAGUAGUAAAUGUAAAUUACGUAGAGGGUUUUCAAAGAAACACAAGCAAGUCAAGGAAAAAUUUGAGCAUUUAUGUAGGCUGUAUUUUAUGUAUCAACUUUCCCUGCUUUCAUGUUAAAGAUCUUGUAUGAAUAUAUAAUCAAAUCUGUAAUAGUGCUAGUGUGAAAAUGGUGGAUCAAAUUUGUACCCAACUGAAACCAACUUGUUGAAAUAAGGCAUUUUUCUACUAGGUUUUAAACAAGUUAGCUCUGUAACUUCAAAAAGUACAGAAUUUAGAAGACAAAAUGUCUCGAGGAAAAAUUGUGUAUAGCAACAGCUUCAAAUAGUGUGUCUGCUAACCACAGUUAAGGAUGAACUGUAAAAUUAAGUAAAAUGUCUUAAUUAAGGGUCUGUAUUUUGAGUGUAACCCCAUUAUAUAUAUUAUAUAUAUUCAUUUCAUCAACUUGCUAUAUGGAGAGUUGCCACCUUCAAAAAGUGAAGUUUAGUUCCUAUAUUGUCACACAUUGCCAAUUGUGGAAUUUGGAAAAGAAGUAUGGCAGUAUAGAAAGUCUGAGUAUUUGAGUGUGUCAAGCACAUGCUGCUUUUGUAAAUUUCACCCUCACAUAAGAACAAAGGUCAAAUCGACAAACUGCUUUCAAGUUAAGAUGGUGCAGAUAUUUUGAUGUCUUCCGAACUGUAUAUCACUUUUUACUUUCCUUAGCAAGCGAGAGUGAAAGAAGCUUUUGUUUCUGUCCGAGAAACAGUAUAUAGUAGGUGGAAGGUGUAUUUAUUCACACUAUAAAUGAAUUGUAUUGGAGAUGGCCGUGGAAAAAAAUAUGAAAUUGAAAUUAGUAACCUUUUGAAAACACCUUUACUGAUACUUGGAUUGUGUACCGCUUUGUAAAGGGGGAUAGAAUGUUUGCCCAAAUUGUAAAAUGGCUGCCCCUGUGUAUGUAAAUCCAAAAUGGCUGCUCCAAAGGGAUUAUGGGCAAUACCCAUAAUCCCUUGGAGGCAUCCAUUUUAGAAAGUAUGAUAUUUUCACACACUUGAUCAAAUAGAAGAUACUUUGUAUGGCUGUUAUGAUAUGAAAUUUGUGUAGGGGGAAGAUGUACCAAGAAGAAAUGGAUAACUUGUGUCGGCAACUUUAUUCUUUAUUAUUUCCUCUAUAUACUGAUUCACUUUUGUAAAUAUUGUACCGUUUGCCUUUCUUAUGGACAGGACAAGACGUUUAACUGCUGUUUAAAGAUGAGCAUCAUAGUUAGGCUCAAAGAUUGUUCUAGAAGUGACCACAGCUUGAUGCUGUAGAGAGUAUCAUAAUCAUAAAGGAAGCAUAAUAAUAAUAUCUCCUAGGUGUUCACUCCACCAAGAACCCCCCUUUUUCAUGAUACUUUUGAAGUUUUAUUUCACUGCUGUAGAAUAAUGUACAAUGGGUGGAGGACCAGGGCUUAUGGGAAAGUUUUACCUUGUAAUUAUGGUUUUCUGUGGUGUUUAAAAAACGAGGCAUCGUAGACUAAUUUUGUUAUAGAAUGGCAUGUUGGAGGAGACUAUGAUUAAUAAUGUACACAUCUGUAUAUACCCAUAUUAUAUAGAGCAGUUUUUUUCCUUUGGUAAUUUAGUUGUAGCAGGUUUCUGACAAUCUAUUUUAAUACAAGGCAAUACAGUGAUGGAUUGUAAAAA
Messenger RNA from Branchiostoma belcheri (Belcher's lancelet), 5632 nucleotides. Its product is annotated as CTD small phosphatase-like protein. Bases 293 to 1111 code for a protein of 272 amino acids. NCBI's taxonomy places the organism in Eukaryota, Metazoa, Chordata, Leptocardii, Amphioxiformes, Branchiostomatidae. The transcript is spliced from 9 exons. The record is from RefSeq and is a predicted model, not a curated record. Gene Ontology annotation, molecular function: RNA polymerase II CTD heptapeptide repeat phosphatase activity.